CAGCCCGGCGCGGCAUCCACUACAGGCCGGUGUGGCGUUCACCUCAGCCCGGCGCGGCAUCCACCACAGGCCGGUGUGGCGUUCACCUCAGCCCGGCGCGGCGUUCACCUCAGCCCGGCGCGGCAUCCACCACAGGCCGGUGUGGCGUUCACCUCAGCCCGGCGCGGCGAUCACCUCAGCCCGGCGCGGCAUCCACCACAGGCCGGAGCGGCGUUCACCACAACCCGGCGCGGCGUUCACCUGAGCCCGGAGCGGCGUUCACCUCAGCCCGGCGCGGCGACCACCUCAGCCCGGCGCGGCGACCACCUUAGUCCGGCGUGGCGACAGCCACAGGCAGACGCAAAUGGGUCCCAGAAAACCCCAGACAGCUGAAGAAGGCUGUGACCUCAAGAAAUCGCUUGAUUUCCUUGCAGAGGAAAUUUCUGCUAUCAAGAUGCAACAAAAGAGCAUUCUGGACUUCACUGAGGAGAUGAAAGUUUUGAGAGAUUUCCUUGCGGAAGAGAUUUCUGCUGUCAGGUCACAACAAAAAGGCAUUCUGGACUUCAUUGAGGAGGUGAAGGUUUGGCGGGUCCAGAAGCAAGAGCAGGACCAGAAGAUUGCCUUUCUGGAAAGAAGGGUGAUGGAGCUUGAACAGUAUACACGGAUGAAUGAUGUGGUAAUCACAGGCCUGAGCGUCAAACCCAGAUCAUACGCCAGAGCUGUGACCACCAACAGAGACGGAGAGCCAGAUGAACAAGACAUCAGCUCUGUGGAGCAACAAGUUUUGGGUUUUCUAAGGGAAAAAGGAAUCCAGCUGGACUGUGACGGCAUCGAGGCUUGCCAUACUUUGCCUAGGAAAAAUGUGAAGGAUAAACCAGCCAUUGUUAUGAGGUUUGUCAAUAGAAAGCAAAAGGCUGCUCUGCUGAAACAGGGCAGAAAGCUGAGAGGAACAGAUGUUUAUAUAAACGAGCAUCUUACAAAACACAAUGCUGAUAUAGCAAAACAAGCACGUUACCUAAAGAAAAGAGGAAAAAUACAAAGCACCUGGACAACUAACUGUAAAGUGUUCAUCAAGCUCAACGGGAGCCCCGAGGAAGCUAAGGUGGUGUUGAUUAGGGACAUCAAGGAUCUGGACAAAUACUAAAUAUCUUCUGAUAUUUAUGAGCCUUCUGGAAAUUGAGCUCCACCAACGAGGACUGAGCUUCAUGAAGAAAAAAGGAUAAAUUAGCCUGUUUCCCCUCAUUCAUCCCUCAAAAUGAACUUCUGCCCCCCCUCCCUCCUUUUUCUGAUGUCCACUAUUCAUCUUCACGGGCUCCCACUGUCCUGUGUGGGGGCAGAGAAGGUGUGUCCACUGCACUGCACUUGCUAUGACCCCGCUGACCUGGUGGACUGUCGCGACCAAGGCUUUGCCCACGUCCCCAGAGGCAUCCCGCAUGGGACAUGGCUCCUGGAGCUGGGGGGGAACAACCUAAGCGUGAUCAGCAGCCGCGCCUUUGCCGGACUCUGGUCCCUGCGCGUCCUGGUGCUGACCAACAGCAACAUCCGGGACAUCCAACCACAGGCGUUCUUUUCUCUGUCCUUCCUGGAGAAGCUGGAUCUCAGCUGGAACCAGCUCGCCACUCUUCCCGUGGACUUCUCAGCCAGUCUGUCGGCUCUCAAGGAGCUGCGCCUCGAGCACAACGACCUCCGCUACAUAUCUGGUUACAGUUUGGAGUUCUUGGAUAACAUGGAGAAGCUGGACCUCAGUCAUAACCGCCUGGUGUCCAUGGGCCCCGGUGUGUUCAGGGGCCUCUCCAGACUCAGACAGCUGUAUCUGAACAACAACAGACUGACGGCAGUGCAGCAGGGAAGCCUGGACAUGCUGCCGGGGCUGGAGGUGCUGCAGCUGAGCAGCAAUAACAUCUCCCACAUCGACAGCGACGCGCUGGCUCCUCUCUACAGUCUGGCUGAUCUCAGUUUGGAGGGAAACAGCCUUCAUCACCUGAAGUUUAAGACCUUCAUCAGCCUUCACACCACAGCUACACACAUCCAGCUGUCAGGGAACCCGUGGAGCUGUGACUGCGAGCUGCACCGAGUCUUCAGCAAGAUCCUGCACGUUCGUCACCUCCACAUCGACGACUACCAAAACGUGACAUGUCAGGAGCCCCCGCAGCUGACGGGGGCGUCUCUGGCCUGGGUCGACAGCCAGCUGUGCAUCGCAGAGACCGCCACGGUGCUCGUCAUCACCGUCACCGUGCUGGUCACUGUGGUGGCCGCCGUGGUGAUGGCGGAGAGGAACAGGAAGCGGAACCGCCGGAAGAACUGGGACACAGAGUCCCAGAGUCCUCCGUCUUGAUUAGCAAAGCCCGAUGAUCAUGAUGACUGGGGCUCCAACCUUUCUGAUGAUCAUCAUAAGGAUUUUUAUUGUGAAUCCAGAAUUUAUGACAGUUGCUGCUGUGUUUCAUGACAGUUGUCUUUCCUUUUAACGUCAGAGAUCUGAAGAUUUAUCGCUUCGUUGAGUAAAUAUCUUUUGGAGUUGGAAGAAGUCAAAGAUGUAAAAGCUUAGAAGUUAUGGUCCCAGACGUUGUUUAAACCCUAAUAAAGCUUUUAGUCUUUUGAAAUUGGGCAACAUUUCGUUUCCAGAUGUAUUUUUUAUUUAAUUAGCGACAUCAUUAAUUAUUAACAAAACAAUCUCAUUUUACUAUAAAACUGCCUCCUGAAUCUCUCGAGGAAAACGUGUCCCACACCUCAUGCAAUAAGAUCUGAAAACUUGCCUCCUGAAGUCUGACCUUGCAUUACUCAGUGAUGAAUUCAUGAUUGUCCAAUAGAUAUCUGCAUGUUUGAUGCCUUCAAUACUAAAAAAUAGAAGAGAUGAAGAAGCUCCGAUAAAAUGCCGUCCAUUUAGGAAUGACUGCUCAAACAGCAGCAAUGGGGAACCACAAGCUAAGGAUCGUGCACGUCAAAUUGGUGCAAAGGAGAUUGUGGAAUAAGCGCAAAGGCUGCUGGAACAAACAAACAGACUCCAGCCCCUGAAAUGGUCUGAUUUCCAGUUAUCACAAGUUACGGUUGAUUUCUGUCAUUUGAACACAGGAGUGGAGCACUCAGACCACUGCAGCGCACUAUUUCCCCUUUUUCCCUGCAGCAAAAAAAGAAAAACACAACUGUGUCAGCUUUUGUUACCAUGACUGGUUCCAUAUCAAGCUCAACAAUUGCAAUUCCUAAUUCUUUCUGUCUAAUGUAAACAUAUUUACUAAAACAGAAAAUACAAACACUUUCUACCAGUUUUUGUGAUGUUUUUAUCUUCUUUUGGAUUUGUGUUAAAGUUGCACCAGUGAAUUCCCAUCUUCCAGGUAUGCAAGACAAAAAUGCACAACACUGCCUGCAGCGAAGCAUCAUCUUGGCAAAUUAUAUUGCAUGUUCAAAAUUGAUUUGAUUUGUAUCACUGCUCCCAGUUUUUUGUAAGUCCUACCAGAAAGCCCCAUAUUUAAUUUGUAUUAAAAGCAUCUGUGCAAAA
Molecule: messenger RNA, 3472 nt
Organism: Oryzias latipes (Japanese medaka)
Lineage: Eukaryota; Metazoa; Chordata; Actinopteri; Beloniformes; Adrianichthyidae
Source: RefSeq, a predicted model, not a curated record